Molecule: messenger RNA, 1860 nt
Organism: Diplodia corticola
Lineage: Eukaryota; Fungi; Ascomycota; Dothideomycetes; Botryosphaeriales; Botryosphaeriaceae
Product: trichothecene efflux pump
Exons: 4
Coding region: 1-1860 (619 amino acids)
Biological process (GO): transmembrane transport
Molecular function (GO): transmembrane transporter activity
Source: RefSeq, a predicted model, not a curated record
AUGGAGGAAGAGAAAAACCAACCGGUGCCGGAAAAGAGGACCAUCAAUGUAGCAGAGCUCUCCCAAGAGGAGGCUGACAAGCUCCGCUCCCAGGCCCUCAGCUCCGACCGGGACACGAUUCCACCAGGCUACUUCUCCAGCAUCCGCAUUGUCGGCACCUUCGUGGGGAUUGCGCUGGCCCUCGUGGCCACGUAUUUUGCAUACCAAGCGGGUGCGUCCGUCAUCAUCAGCAUCAACGAAGACAUCGGCCCCAGCGAAAACUCUUCUCUCUUCGCCAUCGUAUGGACCGCAGCCCAGCCCAUUUCCAUCUUGCUGUUCGGCUCGCUUUCCGACCGCUUCGGCCGGCGGAACUGGGCGCUGGCGGCCAACGUGCUGGGCAUCGUGGGCGGCAUCGUGGCCUGCACCGCCAAGACCAUGAACACGCUGAUCGGCGCCAUGGUCCUGCUCGGUCUCGCGUCUGGCGUUCCGGCGUCGUAUCCUCUCCUGACUGGCGAGUUGGCCACCAACAGGGGCAAGUUCUUGGCCACCAUCACCGUCGUUGUUCCCAAUGUCAUCGCCACCGGCUUUGGUCCGUAUAUCGGACAGCGCCUGGUCGUCUACUCCAGCUGGCGCUGGAUUUUCAUCAUCUACAUCAUCAUGAUGGUCCCAGCCACCCUUUGCUGGUAUCUCUGGUAUCAUCCGCCGACCUUUGUGCAGCUCCACGGCCACGACUUCAAGCGAAAGGAGGCUCUCAAGAACAUUGACUACUUCGGAGUCCUAUUGCUGACCGCAGGCCUGACGCUGUUCCUGCUGGGUGUCUCCUGGGGCGGCACAACGACAGCCUUGACGUGGGAUUCGCCCCGCAUCCUGGGGCUUCUGAUAUCGGGAAUCAUCUGCUGCGUCUCCUUUGUCAUCUACGAGUGCCUCGUCCCCGCAUCGCCCAUCGUCCCGAUGCGCUUCUUCCGGGACGUGCGCGGAUUCGCCUGCAUCAACGUCAUGUCGGCCGUCUUCGGCUGCAUCAACAUCGCCUUCUUCAUCCUCUGGCCGUCCCAGGUCAUCCACAUCUUCGGCAGCACCGGCGACUGGGAGCAGACGGCCUGGAUGAGCUGCACCGUCAACUUCGGCAUCUGGGCCGGCAUCAUCAUCGUCGGCCCGCUCUACCACAUCAUCAAGCACAUCCGCUUGCAGCUCGUCGUCGCCACCGCCUGGAUGUCCAUCUUCCUCGGCGUCAUCACCACCGCCCACGCCGGCAACCGCCCCGCCGCCAUCGCCGUCUCCUUCCUCUCCUGCCUGCCCAUCGGCUGGGGCGAGGUCGUCACCAUGCUGCUCGUGCAGUACCUCGUCGACGACCGCGACCUCGGCGCCGCAUUCGAACGCAGACUGACCGACGCUUCCCCCCUCACCACAGCCGUCACAUCCGCCAACCGCACCAUCCUCGGCUGCAUCUUCACCUCCAUCUUCUCCGCCAUCCUCACCGCCAAGCUCCCCACCGAGCUCUCCGCCACGCUCGUCCCGCGCGCCCUCUCCGCCGGCCUCGACCCUUCCUCCGUCCCCGCCAUGCUCGCCGCCGUCGUCGCGGGCAACGGGACCGCGCUGGCGCAGGUGCCGGGGCUGGACGGCAGCAACACGGCGCUGCUGCGGACCGUCGAGGCGGGCGCGAGCGACGCGUGGGCGGGGGCGUAUGCGUACGUCUAUUACUGCGCGUUGGCGCUGGGGCUGUGUGCGGUGGGGGCGGCGGCGUGGACGCGGGAUAUGGAUGGGUAUUUGACGGGGCAUAUUUCGAGGCAGAUUUAUGGGAGGGGGGAGGGGGGGGUGGAUGUUUUGGAGAAGGUGGGGGGUGGGGUGGGGGGUGGGGUGGGUGUUGCGGAGCGGGGGGAGUAG